UUGCACAUUGGGAACUGCCCCUUCCAGAAAGGAAGGUGCCCCACCCAUAACAGAAGUACCUUGGGUGGCACAUUAGCUAGCACAUUCUGCUGGACUAAACGCUUUAAAGAUGGCUCAGUGCGUGACCAAGAUUCAGCUGUCCAUCUCCUGUACAGAUCUGCUGGACAAAGAUGUUGGUUCCAAAUCUGAUCCCCUGUGCGUGGUUAUGCAAAAUGUUGGAGAUGGAAAAUGGAUAGAGCUGGCACGUACAGAGAGGAUCAAGAACUGCCAGAGCCCAGAAUUCUCCACAAAACCCAUUGUCGAUUACUAUUUUGAGAAAGUGCAAACCAUGGCAUUUAAGAUCUACGACAUUGACAAUAAAUCAGUCGACCUUUCGGAUGAUGAUUAUCUUGGAGGCUAUCAGUGCACCCUUGGACAGAUUGUGUCCAGUCAGAAGAUAAAGGGACCCUUGGAACUGAAGCAAGGAAAGCCAGCUGGGAAAGGAAGCAUUACUAUCAGUGCCGAAGAGAUGAAGGACACCAGGGUAAUUAACAUGGAUGUAGAAGCCAGAAAUCUUGACAAUAAGGAUUUCCUUGGCAAAUCUGAUCCAUUCCUGGAAUUCUUUAAGCAAACAGAUGGUGGAAGCUGGCAACUAGUAUACCGCUCAGAGGUAAUCAAGAACAAUCUCAACCCUACCUGGAAGAAGUUCAGCGUUCCUCUGCAGACUUUCUGUGGUGGGGACAUGAACAAACCCAUUAAGGUACACUGUAGCGACUAUGAUAGUGAUGGCUCCCAUGACUUGAUAGGGAUUUUUGAGACUAACCUGUCUCAGCUGCAGAAGGCUGGAGGAGGUACUCCGGUGGAGUUUGACUGUAUCAAUCCUCAGAAGAAACAAAAGAAGAAAAACUAUAAGAACUCUGGCGUUGUCAGGGUUAAAUCAUGCAAAAUCGAUGUGGAGUACUCCUUCCUGGACUACAUAAUGGGAGGCUGUCAGAUCAACUUCACGGUGGGUAUAGAUUUCACUGGCUCCAAUGGGGAUCCCAAGUCCCCUGACUCUCUCCACUACAUCAGCCCAAAUGGAGUCAAUGAGUACCUGACAGCAAUCUGGUGUGUGGGAAACGUGGUUCAAGAUUAUGACACAGACAAGAUGUUCCCAGCAUUUGGGUUUGGAGCCCAGAUCCCUCCAAACUGGAAAGUAUCGCAUGAGUUUGCCUUGAACUUCAACCCAAGCAAUCCUUACUGCCCAGGUGUACAGGGCAUAGUAGAUGCUUACCGUCAGGCCCUGCCUCAGGUCCGUCUCUACGGCCCAACCAAUUUCUCUCCUAUCAUCAACCACGUUACUCAGUUUGCGGCAGCUGCAGCUCAGCAGAAAACUGCCUCUCAAUACUUUGUGCUUAUGAUCAUCACCGAUGGGGAAAUUACAGACCUGAAUGAGACCAGAAAUGUUAUCGUGCAAGCCUCCAAACUGCCAAUGUCCAUCAUAAUCAUCGGAGUGGGCAGCGCAGACUUCAAGGCUAUGGAAUUCCUGGAUGGGGACAACGGAGUUCUAAAGUCCUCCAGCGGGGAACCAGCUGCAAGAGACAUUGUCCAGUUUGUGCCUUUCCGCCAGUUUCAAAAUGCACCUCGGGAAGCUCUAAGCCAGGCUGUUCUGGCAGAGGUUCCCAAACAACUGGUCUCUUAUUUCAAGUUGCUUGGUCUGAGCCCUGUGAAGCUUCCAGAGAAGAGUAAACCAUAGGAGAUAUCUCGGAGUUGUUACCCUUCGACAAGGUGCUUCUCACAUUCCCAAGCAGAAGAAUAGCAAAUACUGGAUUUCCCCCUUUUUUCUCUCAAUUCGUUUUUUAUAUAUGUAUCAUAGCCUGUUGUAUUCACACUUAUUUUACUCUGUCAAAUUUCCAUGCCAACAUACACAGGGGUCUGCACAACUCCAGGGUACCUUUAACAUGAUGGACAUUGGGGUCAGGGGCUAUUAGGAAUUGGGCAAUCAGGCCAUUUAAUGGGUGCCCGUACCUGUUACCAACCACUUGUAGCAGUUAAUAGUUUUGUGUAGACUUUUUUUUUGUACAUUUUGUGUGAAUGUAGAAUGUCUGAAAAAUCAGCUAGGCUGCACUUUUUGAAUUGGCAAAUCUGUUGCAGAAUUUCUUAUCCAUGUUACUCUAUAUUUAUAAAGCGCUUGGCCUGGGUUCAAAGGUUAAUUUGAUGUUUACAUGAUUAGAGCUCUGUAAACACUUGUUAUAAUGAGCCCCUUAGCUUGUUAUACAGAAAAUGCUCUUUGUGAAGUAUUAAGGGCCAGAAGCAUCUAACUGAGUGAAUGUUUCAAAACUCUUUGCACCCACAGACUGCUGGAACGAUAAGUUUUGGCGUAAGAGAGGCCCAGUGCCUGUAUAAUAGUACCAAAUACCUUCCUGUGCCAUACGUUGCCUUGCCUUGGACUUGCAAUAGACUUUAUUAGUGCACUACUUUGCUCUCUUGAAUGCUGGAUUUAUUUUUUGCAUUUACCAAAUGCUUUAUUUUUAUAGUUCCCGCCGUGCCUUUGAGAUAACCGUGCUCCUAUUAUGGCUGCUGCUAGAGCUUUCUGAAUGGUUUGCCUGGUGUGUUCCAAAUCCUGGGUGGGCUGCCUAUUCCUGAAAGCUGCAAAAAAAAAAAAUGGGGAGGUUUAUUAUUGUUACAAAUAACAGAAUGGCCAAUACUUAUAGAACAUAUAUGUCUGAGAAGCACAUAAACCAGAUUGUUGCCAUUACAAACUUUUACUCAUAAUAGUUUUUAGGUACAAUGUGACUGAUAUAUAAAACAAAUACUAUAAACACCUAUGUAACCAAACACUGUUUUUCUAUAUUUUUUUGACAUUUUUUUUCCUUGAAUAAUUAAUAAUGACGAUUGUGAUUACCA
Messenger RNA from Xenopus tropicalis (tropical clawed frog), 2865 nucleotides. It is a transcript of the gene cpne1, whose product is annotated as copine I. NCBI's taxonomy places the organism in Eukaryota, Metazoa, Chordata, Amphibia, Anura, Pipidae. The transcript is spliced from 16 exons. Gene Ontology annotation, biological process: cellular response to calcium ion. Gene Ontology annotation, cellular component: focal adhesion; cytoplasm; nucleus. Bases 110 to 1714 code for a protein of 534 amino acids. Gene Ontology annotation, molecular function: calcium-dependent phospholipid binding. The record is from RefSeq and is a predicted model, not a curated record.